AUGGUUGUCGACUCCUUAGUAUACCACCCAACGUUCUCCAAGCUUAUUACCUUUUUGGAUUCCACUCCAAAGAGAGAAAAGCUGUUCCGUCUCGUGGCCUAUCUCUCCAGAUUCCUCUCCUAUUACCUCCAGAAGAAGGGCUUUUCCCCAGAAACCGUGCGUAUUUUCAAGGACCUCAAGGCUCAUGUCACCAUGAUCAGAAAGGGAAUGCGUUUCCUCAAGCCUUUGAACCACUUGCAAGCCGCCUCCAAGGCCUUUGACAACAAGCUCAUUGACCCAGUGCUCAAGAACACCACCGUGAUCCGUAACCUUGGGUACUUUGGAUACCUCUCGCUCGACUCCAUCACGUGGUUCAAGAUGAUGGGACUUGUCGACAAGAAGAAGUACCCCACCGUGUCUACCUGGGCAUCCAGAUUCUGGCUCUUGGGCCUUGUGGCCGGGGUCAUCAACUCGUUGCGUCUCUUGCUGAUCAACUACUCCAAGUUGAGCUCUCCUUCAGACCUCAACGACGAAAAGGUCGACGUGGAUGCCGUCAACGCCAAGAUCUUCCUGGCCAAGCGUAAGCUUGUCUGGGAUGGCUUGGACAUGUUCAUUGCCUUGAACACCUUGAACUACUUGCACUUUACCGAGGGUGACGUGGGUUUGGCUGGUACCAUCACCUCUAUCAUGGGAUUGAGAGACUUGUGGAGCGCUACCAAAUAG
Molecule: messenger RNA, 702 nt
Organism: [Candida] anglica
Lineage: Eukaryota; Fungi; Ascomycota; Pichiomycetes; Serinales; Debaryomycetaceae
Source: the annotation of a GenBank genome assembly